CCUGCGGGGAUUGCAAAGGAAUCGGACACAUGUAGCAAACAGACAAGCAGUAAUGGAGGAAAACAUCAAGAGGCAAGUUUGUUGCCUGAAACAAGUACCAACAUACUCAGACAAUUGUUAGGCGACACCUUCGCCUACCUACUUAUAGAACAACCACCUCCGUCGACUAUAGGUAGCUAUGGCUCUUCCGCUAGGAGUCCGCUACUCCAUCAUUCGCAACAAUGUCGAGGUCCCUCUCAUCCCGAUCGACCAGCUGCCGUAUCAGCUUCAAGACUUGCCGUCUCGACUUGAGCCUGCUCGACACGACCAAGAAGGCUGGAAGCUGGUCGGACAGACUCAUCAGCCCGCAUUGCUGCUCUCAACUCGAGCUUCCGCUGACGUCCAGUCCUGCCGAUCAGUAUCACCAACGAAAACUGGAUACUUGUCGCCCGACCACGCUGUUCGCCAAGAUAUUGAUAGGAGAGCGCACCUAACGCCGGUUCUUCGAGAGACAUCUCCUGCUUCGGUUGAUCUCACUGGACAACGGUUCAAGCAUACUUUCCUUCAAGGACCCACAGCGCCUACAGCCGGAACGCUCACAUCCUCUGAAUUGGUAUCGCUACAUCAGACGACCACUGGCGCGCCAAAUCCAUCUGGUAUCAAGCCUGACCCAUCUAAAAAGGAGUACUGUACACAUUGGAUAAGGCACAACUCCUGCGACUACAUGCAGCAAGGCUGUAGGUACAAGCACGAGAUGCCCGACCGUGCAAAGCUCAAGGAGCUAGGGUUCCCUUGGGUGCCAGAUUGGUACAGAGAUCAGAUGGCCAUAUGUGUCGGAGCAUCGAAAUUCCUACGACCACGCAUGGGUCAAGGUGACAACGAGCGACAACUCUCGAUGGAGCCUCCAGCGUCGCAGGAUUUCCGCCCCCUUACAUCUAACCGUCGUCAUGACCAUUCACGUACGGUGGAUAUGUUAAGGCCCGCGUUGGCACCUAAGCCAAACGAAGGACCUGAGCAGAUCCGAAAUCUCAUCGAUCUAGAUGAUACAUCUAUUGAGACACAGUCAAUGACUCCUCCAUUCGCAACAGUUUCACUCUCGGGCUCCUUCGCUCAGAGGACAAAUGCCACAGCUGCACAGACUACACAACAGCUUCCUCAUGACUUUUCUUCCUCUCUCCAAAAUGGCGCAGCAAAUCCCACAAGCCAUACAUAUACAAUUUCUACCCUUGACAAAGCUCUUCAAGCUCUGAGAUCGCGUGUUCACAAUAGCGAGCCAUCGAACAAUCCUACUGCUACAUCAUCGGACCAACUAUAUCGUAUGGACAAAACUCUUGACACAAAGAGUGAGGUCCAGUCUACCCUCAAGGACCAUUCAGGUGUUGGACGUGAGAGGAACAUCAAGCCUUCAUCUAAGCCGCACAGGAUGCAUGAAACACGCCCGUGGAAGCCUGUCAAGCGUCCCACCACUCAAGGUGGACUAGCUAAUGCGCAACACGCCACCGGCAGCACGUCCAAACCAGUGAGCAAGUAUGCUAAAGGACACAGUACUGGAGGGAGUGGCAUGGAUCUGCAGUCUCAGGCUGCGCUUCACCGACGUACCGACUACGGAAGAGGUCGGUCCGGAAAGGACGUAAGCUGCUCCAGUAUCCGACCUCGCGUCAUGCUACCCGUCUCCAACAAGAUUGGGGCAAAUUAAUGGCAAAAGAUAAUUUGUCUGCACGUCGGUCUACAAAGGUUAGGUAUGUUGUUUCGUUGGUCGGGCGUUUCUUGGAAUUGAUUCUUUCAGUCUGGAACACCGUUGACUGGGUUUUUA
Boeremia exigua is the source of this 1792-nucleotide messenger RNA. RefSeq lists its product as uncharacterized. The transcript has 2 exons. The coding region runs from base 179 to 1675 and encodes 498 amino acids. Lineage: Eukaryota; Fungi; Ascomycota; Dothideomycetes; Pleosporales; Didymellaceae. The record is from RefSeq and is a predicted model, not a curated record. Gene Ontology annotation, molecular function: metal ion binding.